GGAGGAGCGCUGUCAUGGCGGCCAAGGUGGUGAUAGUGGCCGUCCCGACGGUGCUAAGCAUAGCCUCCAUCCGGGUGUAUACUGUGAGGGAAGCGCCCACUGAAGGCCUGGUUACUCGAGAAAAGCUGAACAUCUACACCCCGCUGCCACAGUCCGCCCAGGCUCAGUUUGUUCCAGAGAGGCCGGGUGUUAUUCAGAGUGGGUUAACCACGGCGAGAGAGAGCAUACUACCAUUUUACCUGGCUGUGAAGGGUGCCUGUUUCUCUGUGAAAAGGGGAAGUGUUAAUCUGUACCAUGCAGGAGAGGAUAUGUACUAUUACCUGAAAGACCCUCCCCCGGAGUUUCUACCCAGAUUUGGUACCAUCACCAUGGCUGGACUGCUUGGCAUGUUCUUGGCACGGAAAGGCUCUCGUUUCAGGAGGUUAGCCGUUCCUCUGGGCCUGAUGAGUACAGCCGCUUCGGUGUGCUACCCGGCCCAAGCGGUGGCUGUGUUGAAGGUGACAGGUAAGAAGGUGUAUGCUGCAGGGCGGUGGAGCAGCGCUGCGGUGUCUUCACUGUUCACCCCAAAGCCUCAGGAGGCUGUCACCAGAGAGACUGCUGCUUCACAGCCACAGGCAGCCACAGUGCCAAAUCCAGAGUCUGCAGCAGCUGAGGAGGAGACGUCCUCAGUAACACUCGCAGAGAUAUCCCCCGACCAGACCCCUACAGAGUCCAGCACAGUGGCACUUUCAGUGCCGGCAGAGACUAACACCUCCACAACCUCUGAGGAAAUACCUGCACCUGUUGAAGGUGAGGAACCCUCAAACACAAAACAAGCAGCAGAGGAUGUCUCUCCUGACGACACCCCAGCCGAGUCCACGCCAAGUUUAGAACUGGAGACACUAGAGGCUGCACCGCCGGUGGCCGCUGAAGUCGAGGCUGUGCCGGCGGAGGCCGCUGAAGUCGAGGCUGCUCCAACCGAGGCCGCUCCAGCAGGGGCUGUAACAGCAGAGGCUGCACCGGCGGUGGCCGCUGAAGUCAAGGCUGCACCGGCGGAGGCCGCUGAAGUGGAGGCUGCACUGGUGGAGAGUGCUCCAGCCGAGGCUGCACCGGCGGAGGCUGCACCGGCGGAGGCUGCUGAAGUCGAGUCUGUUCCUUCCAUUGAAGAACCACCUGCUUCAGAGGCCUCAGACGAGCCAGCAGUGCCCGUUGUGGAAUCAGCUGAGCCUGAACCUGCUCCUCAUCCCGAGUUAGCUGACCCACCACAAGUGGCCGCUGUGGAGGAGACACCAACCCCGACGCUCACAGCACCACCUCAGCAGCCUGCAGCAGAAGACAGCAAAGGUGGCUCUGGUUUCAAGCCAGACCCUGCUCUAAUGGACUUCGGCCAGUCCAACCCUGAGGAUGAAGACCUGUACAGCACACGCAGUUGAGAUACCACAGCCAGCUGCAGGAGAAACCUCAUUCCCACACUGCCAUCUCAUAUGUCAUUCAGAUUAAGCAACACUCGGUAUCAUUAUGCAGCGUAAAUAGGCCAUUCGGCAAGCAAGCAGAGUUAGAAAGUCCUUCAUCAACAUUUCCAUUCUCAUUUUUUCAGCCCACAUCUUUUAUUUUUCUGCAGAGAAGGUCUGAGUAUAUUUGCAUCGUAGCAGCAGUGCAGUGGAUUCCAGUACACAAAGCGGUCGGUUUGUGUAGAAGGACAGAAACCUGGAAAAAAAAUACACCCACAACUUCUUACAAGUCUUUAAAUUCACAGAUGGCAGACUGUGAAAUGUUCUCUCUGUAUGUGUCAUUGAACAAUAGCUGGCUUUUGUGCUGCAGCUUUCAUUGUCAUGAAUGCAUGGUGCUUUUAUUUAUUGUGAUUUAGCCCAUUGCCUUGGUACAUUCAAAAUACUGCACAUGUGCUGGUAAUCUUUACAAGAUGGACUACCCCCGUUCCAUUUUGUCACAUCAGUAAUUGUCGUCAAAUGUCGUCAAACCAAAAAUAAAUAUAUAUUUUUCACAGUU
Chelmon rostratus (copperband butterflyfish) is the source of this 1986-nucleotide messenger RNA. RefSeq names its product apolipoprotein O-like (gene apool). Gene Ontology annotation, cellular component: MICOS complex. NCBI's taxonomy places the organism in Eukaryota, Metazoa, Chordata, Actinopteri, Chaetodontiformes, Chaetodontidae. The transcript has 11 exons. The record is from RefSeq and is a predicted model, not a curated record. Bases 15 to 1412 code for a protein of 465 amino acids. Gene Ontology annotation, biological process: cristae formation.